Messenger RNA from Ipomoea nil (Japanese morning glory), 1503 nucleotides. RefSeq names its product exopolygalacturonase clone GBGA483-like. The coding region runs from base 91 to 1284 and encodes 397 amino acids. Gene Ontology annotation, biological process: carbohydrate metabolic process. The record is from RefSeq and is a predicted model, not a curated record. Gene Ontology annotation, molecular function: polygalacturonase activity. The transcript has 4 exons. NCBI's taxonomy places the organism in Eukaryota, Viridiplantae, Streptophyta, Magnoliopsida, Solanales, Convolvulaceae.
AAACAUAGAAGAAACAAAAAACAGUAAAAACCCAAAAAAAAAAAAAACAAAAACAAAAGGGGAAAUACUUCUAACCAAUAAAGAGAAGACAUGAAAUCCAUACUGAUUCAAGCUGCAUGGUUCUGCAUUUUGCUGGCGUCUUUUGUAACAGGCUUGCAUGCCGCCUUUUUCGACGUUAUGAAAUUUGGCGCCAAGGGCGAUGGAAAAGCAGAUGAUAGUAAGGCGUUUACGGGUGCGUGGGGCGCGGCAUGCAAAGCACCGGGGGCGAACACGAUUACGGCGGCCGGCAAAUUCAUGGCCGGGCCGAUUUGGUUUCAGGGACCUUGCAAAGGUCCCAUCACCAUUGAUGCUCAAAAGAUGAAUCUGUUGGCUUUACCGGAUCCCUUUGCGUUCAAAGGGCACGGCGGAUGGGUCACCUUCUCCCAGGUCAUCGGAGUGACUAUCAACGGCGGCAUUUUCGACGGCAAUGGCGCCACCACCUGGAACCUACCCGACUGCGGCAAAAAUGGCCAUAUCUGUCCUCUUCCCGCUAAUCUGCAAUUUAAUGCGGUGACGGGUCUGAGACUCAUCGGACUCACGAAUCGGAACAGCAAGCAAUUCCACUUGAGGAUUGGGUCUUCCAAGGACGUGACAAUAGAGCGCUACACCGUCGACGCGCCGGGGAACAGCCCGAACACGGACGGAGUCCACAUCGGGCAAACCAGCAAAGUAAGCAUCAUCGGCGCCACCAUAAAAACCGGCGAUGACUGCGUGUCCUUGGGCGACGGCGUCCAGGAUGUGCACGUGGAGAAGGUGACCUGCGGUCCCGGCCACGGGCUGGCCAUCGGAAGCCUGGGCAAGUACCCCAACGAGAAACCCGUCUUGGGAGUCACCGUCAAGAACUGCACCCUCACCAAUACACUGAACGGCGCCCGGAUCAAGACGUGGCCCGGCUCCCCGGUCGGCAGCGCCACCAACAUGCACUUCGAAGACAUCAUCAUGAACAACGUCUCCAAUCCUAUCCUCAUCGAUCAACAAUAUUGCCCAUGGAAUCAAUGCAAAGCCGGGCUUGCGUCGAAAGUGAAGCUGAGCGGCAUCGGAUUCAAGAACAUAAAGGGGACGUCGUCGAGCAAGAUGGCGAUGAAGAUAGAUUGCAGCCCGGCGGUACCGUGCCAGGGUGUAGUGAUGAACGAUAUCAAUUUGAUUUACAAGGGAAAGGAUGGAUCGGCAGUCUCUAAAUGCACCAACGUCAAGCCUUCCAUCAUCGGAAAAGUCGUCCCAGCGGCUUGCUCUGUCCAUAAGUAGAAAAUACCGGCCGGUAUCAGUACUGUACUGUAUAAAUAAAUAACUGUUGGGGCCUACUAGUCGUACGUAUAACCAACAAAGGCUGGCCUAUUGUCCCGCCAUUUUUUAUUUUUUAUUUUUUAUUUUAGUUAUUGUCCCGCCACUUUAGAAUCUAUGUAAUAAUGCUAUUAUAUAGAUUAUAUAGAUUUACUUAUAAAUGAAAACAAUUUAAAUAUUUUU